Messenger RNA from Eucalyptus grandis, 2439 nucleotides. RefSeq names its product receptor like protein 22. Bases 1 to 2439 code for a protein of 812 amino acids. NCBI's taxonomy places the organism in Eukaryota, Viridiplantae, Streptophyta, Magnoliopsida, Myrtales, Myrtaceae. The record is from RefSeq and is a predicted model, not a curated record. Gene Ontology annotation, molecular function: protein binding. The transcript has 5 exons.
AUGGAAUUCAAGAGAAGUUUCAGAACCAACACGACAGAUACACAAUGCGUUUAUCCAAAAGUCCAUUCCUGGUCGCUGGAUGGAAGUGGAGAUUGUUGUUCGUGGGACGGCGUCGAAUGUGAUGAAGUCACUGGCCGAGUGAUCGCCCUCGACCUUAGUAGUAGUUGUCUCUCAGGCACCAUGAGUCCCAACACCACUCUCUUUCGACUUGUUCACGUGAAGUCACUCAAUCUCGCUUUUAACAGCUUCAACUUCUCCUCAAUUCCGUACGGCUUCAGCAAUCUUUCAAAGUUACAAUACCUUAAUCUCUCCUCCUCCAAAUUUUCCGGUGAAAUCCCUAGGGAUAUCUCACAACUCUCCAAGUUAGUUUCUCUCGAUUUGUCCACUUCUUCAUAUGAGACACUUCAUAUGCCCAACAUGGGCGAUUUCGUUCAUAACUUGACUGGGUUAAAAGAACUUGAUCUUUCUCUUCUAUCGGAGCUAUGGCUAUCUUCCAAUAACUUGAGCGGUGAUUCUUUGGAGUGGGUGGUCAACUUGACAAAACUUACCACCUUGAGCAUUUCAGGUAAUCGGUUAAGCUGUGGAUUUCCAUCUUCAUUUGAGAACCUGAAGGAUCUUAAAUUCCUUUAUCUGAGGUCACUUAAUCUCAAAGGCGUUCUCGAUAUAAAUAAUCUAUUCUCACUCAAGAACUUAGAAGUCUUAGAUUUGUCCUUCAACAAUAUAUCAUUCACCAAGACAUUUGUCAAUGCCACUACAUUGAAGCACUUAUACUUGGAUUCAUGCAACUUGACCGAGUUCCCACAGUUUAUAGGCUACUUAAGCAAAUUGGCGAUGUUAAUCCUAUCACACAAUAGAAUUCGAGGGAUCAUUCCUAGAUGGAUGUGGAACAAUAGCAAAGAAUCUCUCGAGUAUAUAGAUCUUUCUGACAAUCUUUUAUCCGGCUUCGAAAACAACCAGACCAAUCUUCCUUUACCAAACUUGAGCUAUCUUGACAUUAGUUCUAACUCGCUAGAAACAACCCUCCCCGUCCCACCUUCCUUGGUCAUGGUAUACAACAUCUCCAACAAUUUCCUAUAUGGGGAAGUUCCAACAUCCAUUUGUGAAGCGAGAUCUCUUACCGUGCUCGAUUUGUCCAACAAUGCUCUAAAUGGCACACUUCCUCCUUGUUUGGGAAGUAUUCGUCCUUUGAUUUUAUUGAAUCUUACGAGAAAUAAAUUCGAUGGCAUGAUUCCUCAUGUUUACCCAAAUGGUUGUGCAUUGAGGAUGAUUGACCUUAGAGAAAACCAACUAAGUGGGAUUGUUCCGAGAUCUUUAGGAAAUUGCGGAAUGCUGGAGUAUUUGAAUCUUGGUGACAACCAAAUUAAUGAUACAUUCCCAUUUUGGCUAUCGAAAUUGGCCUACCUAAAAGUAAUUGGCUUGCGGUCCAAUAAUUUCCAUGGUCCCAUAGAAUCUCAUCUAAGCCAGCUGAACUUCACCAAUUUACACAUCCUGGACAUCUCCAGCAACAACUUCAAUGGUAAAUUUCCUUCCAACUUGUUGAAGAGUUGCCAUGCCAUGAAGGUCACGGUUGGUCAAGAUAAGUUGGUAUAUUUGAACGUUAAUAAAGAUUUUCAAGGGACUAAUGUUACAUUCAGCAUAAGUAAGACUUAUGCGAUGAAAUUGAUGAAUAAGGGCAUGGAAAGGGAAUACACGAAGAUUCUAGAUGUCCUCAUGGCAAUUGACCUCUCCAAUAACAAGUUUGAAGGGUUCAUUCCUGAACUCAUUGGAAAUCUGAAAUUACUUCGCAUGCUCAACCUUUCAAACAACCUCCUCAUCGGUAGCAUCCCUCCUUCCUUGGCCAACUUGACAGUGCUCGAAUCACUAGAUCUUUCUAGGAACAAUCUUGUAGGAGAGAUUCCUCAACAACUAGCCCGCCUCACAUUUCUUUCGGAUUUCGUUGUCUCUCACAAUCAUCUAUCAGGACCAAUACCACGUGGAACACAAUUUGAUACGUUUGCGAGCAGUUCAUUUGUGAUGAAUGAUGGUUUGUGUGGAAGUCCCUUGCCAAAUAAAUGCACAAAUGGUGAGAACGCUCCACCACCACCAUCAUAUUUCAAAGUGGAUGAUGAAGAAGAGUGUCUAUUUGACUUGGAUUGGAGAAUGGUGCUGGUUGGCGCUGGAGUCGGGUUUUUGGUCGGUAUUGUGCUAGAGAACUUGAUCAUUGACGAGAAGGGUACGUGGUUUUUGGACUACUCCAAGAAAAUGGAUCUGAAUGAGCAGGGGGAGGGGAAGUCCCCAUCUCCAUCCUCGUUCUACCCUUGUGGAGUGCGGGGCAAGGACCCAGAUGAGGAGCCUAAGGAAGAGGAAUCUGACGAGGAGAUCCCUGAUGAGGAACUCGAAGAGGAGUACGUGGAGGAGAACCCCGAGGAUGACCCCGAGUACGACCCAGAUGAGGACUGA